Musa acuminata AAA Group (dessert banana) is the source of this 2006-nucleotide messenger RNA. Its product is annotated as pentatricopeptide repeat-containing protein At5g18390, mitochondrial-like. Bases 114 to 1520 code for a protein of 468 amino acids. The transcript has a single exon. The record is from RefSeq and is a predicted model, not a curated record. Gene Ontology annotation, molecular function: protein binding. NCBI's taxonomy places the organism in Eukaryota, Viridiplantae, Streptophyta, Magnoliopsida, Zingiberales, Musaceae.
GUCACGGCUCGAGUACAAGAACGCGAUUUGCGUCCGAGUUUGAUGUCGGACCGAGUUAUAUUGGUCGACCUUUGGCCGCGCUCUCCGCUUCUGCCUCCUCACGCCCCCACCCGAUGCUCCGGUUCGUCCCCGUCCCGCUUAUAUGCCGCCGAUCCUCGCCGCCGCCUUUUAUUCGCCAUCAUCUUCCUCUCCUUCUGUCCCCUCUCCGCCACCUCGACACCCUCGCUCCUCCGGCGUUGCCUCUGCCCCGCUAUCCCUCGGCGAAAGACGCUUACUUCGCUGUAGUCCACCACAUCGCUGGCAUCGUCCGCCGCGACUUCUACCUCGAGCGCACUCUCGGCCGCCUCCGCCUCCCCCCUCCCACCCCGGACCUCGUCCUCCGCGUCCUCCGCGCGGCCGCUCCCUCCGCCCCCCUCCCCGCCCUCCGCUUCUUCGCCUGGGCCCGCAGCACCUCCCCCUCCUACCGCCCCUCCGCCGCCGAGUUCGAUGCCCUCAUCCUCCCCCUCGCCCGCCACCGCCACUGGUCCCAGAUGUGGUCCGUCGCCGCCGACAUGCGCUCCCUGUCCCUCCCUCUCCUGCCCUCCACCUUCGCCUCCGUCAUCGACGCCUACGGCGAAGCCGCUCUCCCCGAUCUCGCCGUCGACGUCUUCAAUCGCCUCCCCAAGUUCGACUGUCCCCAGACCACCGCCAUCUACAAUGCCCUCCUUUCCGCCCUCUGCCGCGUCGGCAACUUCCACGGCGCGUACGCCCUCAUUCGCCGCAUGGCCCGCAAGCAGGUCCCCCCCGACCGUCAGACCUUCUCUACCCUCGUCGAUGCCUGGUGUGCCGCCGGUAAGCUCCGAGAAGCCCAGGACUUCCUCGAGGAGAUGAACCGCCGCGGCUUCAAGCCCCCCGUCCGCGGCCGCGACCUGCUCAUCGACGGCCUUGUCAACGCAGGGUACCUCGAGGCAGCCAAGGAGAUGGUGCGGCGGAUGACCAAAGAAGGCGUCUUGCCGGACGUCACCACCUUCAAUUCGCUUCUGGAGGCGGUCUGCAAAUCCGGCGAGAUCGAUUUCUGCGUGGGAUUGCUCCAGGACGCGAGCGAGUUGGGGCUCUGCCCGGAUAUCUCGACCUACAAGAUCUUGAUCCCGGCAGUGUCGAAGGUGGGGAAGAUCGAGGAGGCCUUUAGGUUGUUCUACUGCGCCGUGGAUGACGGAAACAAGCCGUUUCCGAGCUUGUACGCGGCAAUCAUCAAGGCAUUGUGCCGAGCAGGGAGAUUCAGUGAUGCGUUCGGUCUCUUCAAAGAUAUGAAGGUGAAGGGGCACCCGCCUAACCGGCCUGUAUACACGAUGCUUGUGAAAAUGUGUGUUCGAGGUGGGAGGUUCGUGGAGGCAGCAAACUAUUUGGUGGAGAUGACGGAGAUGGGGUUGGUGCCGAUGCCACAGAGCUUCGACUCGGUGGUGGAUGGACUGAAGCAUUGUGGGAAGCACGAGCUUGCAAAGAGGCUGGAGCAGUUGGAGGUCUCGAUCAGGGGCUACUGAUCAACCAAUUAUAGGAGGGAACACAUGGAGACAGAGCGUUCGAUGAAAUGCUCAGCCUGUCAUCAUGCAUAUGCUCCAGUCUUGUGUGUUAUUAUGCAUAGGGCCACCGACCGAUUUUACGGGGGAAGAUCGAAAGAAAGAUUUCUUCCUUGUAAUAUGAUCCAGUCUGCUGUUCGAUGAAAUGCUCGGUUUGUCAUCAAGAAUAGGCCACCGACCAAUUUACGAGGGAAGAUUGAAUUUUUCGCAAGACCUUCUUCCUCCUUGUAUGGGUCACUCUGCUGUUCGAUGAAAUGCUCACGGCAGAGGCUCAGGCACCAACUGUUCGCUUGAAGGAAACCCAGGUGAACGCAUGUCGGGAUCUGAUCGGUGCUGCACGUUCUUCCCUCGUCGAGGUGAACACAUCUCGGGUGAGGCGUGAACUGUCUGUCCUUAGCUGUAAGGAAAUCAAGGUGAAGAAUAAUACAUGUUAGCAUCUGACCGGAUCAA